CUUAUCUCGUACCUUACUCUCCAUGUCACUUUCAAAGUUGCUGUUCUUCAUACAUCAGGUUCUUGGCAUUUCCGACUGCGAUGACUGUGGACCAGCAAGAUCCCAGCAACUCUUGCAAACUUCGGUGCAUAGUCUGCGUAGUUCGCCUAUUUUUCGUUUUGAUGAGGACAAAAUGUGGGGCUUAGACAAGAACAAGAACUCAUCGUGGCGCGUGGUUCGCAAAGAGAAAGACUGCAUUUUGAGAUUUCCUGCUUUCAACUCAUCCGGAGAACUGGAGUCUCGGUUUUCACUCGGCGUUUGUUUGAGACCUUGGUCGUCGGAACGUUGGCGGGUGGACUUGGCUUUGCCAGCAGGUUAUGGGAGAACACAUCCAGGUGCGAAUCCAUCCUUCGUUCCGUUGCCGGAAACGUUGAAGACCAGCUUUCCCUUCGGCAAAUGGUUCGCAGUAAGUCGCUUUGGAUGGGCCAGAUGUCCUGGGAUGCAAGAUUUUGACCAUCGACCCGAAGUGGAAUAUUUGAGGAAUCUCUGGUGCUCCGGGUCUUAUGCAGCUGUCUUAGGCUCCGAUUUUAAUGUCCAAGCAGUGUCCAAAAUCGAACUGGAGGGCGGUGAUUGGGCCAAUGCUAUCUCUGAUGUCCGACUCUGGCCUUCAGGUGAAGAUCUGAUUGUAAGUUUUGUGCCGUAUUUCUUCUAUGACACUCAUCAUGCACUUGUGGCAAAGCUGUACGCGAGUAGCGUGGAUGGGAAUCUGAAAGUUUGGGUGGACAGAAGGGAAGUCAGGCGAGCAGAGAGUUGCAAGCACCCGCAAGAUUAUGCUAAGAAAAACUUUGGGUUUCUCCGAUCCGGAUUAGAUAUCUUCGUUCUGGACAAGAUCUUCCCUACAGCUGUGAGUUUGGUGAAUUUGUCGGUCCUAGACGGCGCGUUGGAGCCGGAGAUGCUCCGAAGCAAUCAUACCCACAGCUACGGAACGACACAUGUGGCCCCAUUCUGCAUGGAAUCUGUGGUUACUGGCAGUGAAUCAAACUAUUCUCCAUGGCACGGCUGCAACUUGGCAGAAAUGAAUUGA
Cladocopium goreaui is the source of this 1063-nucleotide messenger RNA. The record is from the annotation of a GenBank genome assembly. NCBI's taxonomy places the organism in Eukaryota, Dinophyceae, Suessiales, Symbiodiniaceae.